Messenger RNA from Hydra vulgaris (swiftwater hydra), 1866 nucleotides. Its product is annotated as glutathione S-transferase C-terminal domain-containing protein. Lineage: Eukaryota; Metazoa; Cnidaria; Hydrozoa; Anthoathecata; Hydridae. Gene Ontology annotation, cellular component: cytoplasm. The record is from RefSeq and is a predicted model, not a curated record.
UGUUUACAUACCUCCUCCUUCCCGCAUGAGCGUACGUAUUUUAUGGACGACCUUUAAUACAAAUCGACUAGAUUUAAAAAAAAUAUGACAUUAGUUCUGGAUGACUCUAUUCAUUGCAGAGCUGCUUAUUUCAUAUCACUUAUUGUGUGCAACGAGCUAAAUCUUAAUAUAAAGUAUAGAAAAGAUGCUACACGUUGUCCUAAAUUUAUUAUUGCAGAAAAGUAUUCUUCUUAUGGACUAUCAAAUGUUUCUCGACAAAUUAUAAAGAAUGCUGUAUCUAAUUCUUGUGAUGAAUUACAGUGUAAAGAGAUAGAACUGUUAUUGGGUUACAAGCAAAAUUGUUUAAAGGCAUGUUCUGCUGUAAGCAAAUGGACCAUGUUUUGUGAGGUAGAAUUUCCAAAUGCAGUUGAAACUUUUAUAAAAAAUUUAAAAAGUAGCAACUAUCCUAUUGAUAUUCCAGUUCAGUUUCUUCAACUCGAAAAAGAACUGAAUGUUAGUAAAAAAACUCCAAAUUAUAUCAAAUAUUUUAAGGGUAAAAAAAGCUCUAGUUUUGCUGCUAGAGAUGGUGCUAUUCUAACUCAUGAAGAAUUUGAUUCAAUUGAGGAUUCUCUCAUCCAUCUAUUUAAAGUUCAUAACUGCAUGAGUUGUAUUUGUAAAGAGACAACCUUAGCAGAAAGCAAGAAUCAUCCACUUUUAAUAGAAAACUCGGAAGUUUGCUGGCCUUAUCUUUGUGGCUUUAAUUUGACAAUUAUAGAUUUGUUAUUAUUGAGUAUGUUGCUGGAAUGUUUGGCUUGGAUUCCAUGUUUGUCGGUGGCAAAAGAAUUUUUCAUUAAACUCCCAAGCAUCCAUAAAUGGCUUUUAAGAUGUACUUCUUAUGUAUACUACAAAAAUGCUAUAGAAUAUGUUCAUAAAAUGUGGCAAAAAACCAGUUCUAAUUGUCAAAAAAUGAAAUUUAAACAAUACUUCACUUAUUCUUUUGCUGAAAAUAUCACACAUGUUACAUUUGAGGCGAAGGGAAUCAACCCUAGGCAGAUGCAUUGUACUAUCACAAAAAACUUGCCACUUAUAUAUGAUUUGUUAGAAACAAAUUGUAUUAGUCCGGAAAUUAAAAACUUAAAAAGUCAAUCCAUUGAAUGGGAUAAAAUACCAACAGAUUUAAAUCCAUCACAAGGAGACUUAAAUCCAGAAAGGGCUCUUCGUAAAAGACAACAAAUAGAGAAUAUGAUUUCAUUAAUUACACCUGUCUUAAAAAGUGGAGAUAAAGUUGUUGAUUUUUGUUCUGGUGGCGGGCACCUUGGUAUUGUUGUGGCAUACCUUAGGAAGGAUUGCACGGUAUUCUUAAUAGAGAACAAAGAAGAAUCUAUUGAACGUGCAAAAGCACGAAUCAAAGAAUUGAGGCUUACAAAUAUUUAUUUAUUACUGUCCAACUUUGAAUAUUUUGACAAGCCUUUCAACAUUGGUAUAUCACUUCAUGCUUGCGGCUCUGCUACAGAUCUUGUACUUGACAUGUGCAUUAAAAAAAAGGCUUCUUUUAUUGUUUGUCCUUGUUGCUACGGAAGUAUCCGACCAACAGGAAAUAUUGUUUACCCAAAAAGCAAAAAAUUUUCUUGCCUGACAAAUGAACAAUUCUUUUUACUAGCACGAUCUGCUGAUCAUACCUCAUCCGAUGAACAUACUUCAUUAAACUGCCAAAAUGCCUACUAUAAGCAAGGUAAAAAAGGAAUGUUGUUUGUUGACCACGACAGAGUUUUAGAUGCAGAAACAAGAGCUUCUUAUAAAACACAGAUUUAUUUAAUGACACCAGAAAGUUGUUCACCAAAAAAUAAUAUUUUAUUUGGCUUUAUUACAAAUUAACGAUUUGAUUUA